Cucumis sativus (cucumber) is the source of this 933-nucleotide messenger RNA. RefSeq names its product nucleoplasmin-like protein ANO39. The coding region runs from base 75 to 521 and encodes 148 amino acids. The transcript is spliced from 2 exons. The record is from RefSeq and is a predicted model, not a curated record. Lineage: Eukaryota; Viridiplantae; Streptophyta; Magnoliopsida; Cucurbitales; Cucurbitaceae.
UCUUUUCCCUUAGCUUCUUCUUCCCCCUUUAAUUUCUUAAGCACUUCUUUCAUACUCCCUAAGAAGCUAUUUCCAUGGCCACCGUUGAGAUCGUAUCUCCGAAUGCCACUCUCUUAGAAGACACGACGACUGUUAAAGAGACGGUCACAAAAGAAGAAGUCGAGGAACAAUCGUCACCAGACACGACAUCAAAAGAGAACGUAGAAGAAAAAGAAGAGAGUGUUAAAGUUGACGAAGUUGUUGAUGAAAAAUCGUCAGAUGAUUCAGAAGCCGUUGUUCCAAAUGAAAAAGUUGAAGCAACGGCUGAAGAGGAAGAGGAGGAAGAUGAGGUUGUUAUUCUAACAGAUGAUGACGAGGUCGAGGAAUUAGAAUAUAAUGAAGAAGCUGCAGAAGUAGCCAAGGAAGAAAACGACAAACCCGACGAGUCAUCGGUCGUACCGGAAGCCAAAGCUGUAGUAUCAGAGGAGGCAGAGGAAGAAGAUGAGAAGAAAGAUGAAGCCGCAGAGGAGAAGAAAGAGUAAGGAAAUAUGGGAUAAAAAUUAGGCAAUAUGAUGCAUGGGAUGGGAUAGAGUUGUGUGUUAAAAUAUUAGUGUGUGGAAUAUAUGUUUGGAAGUUUGGAAGUUUGGAAGCCACCUAAAGAGUCUCUUGACACGUCAUUUUCCACGUGGCAAAUAAAGUGUUGGUUUGGCUUUUGGUUGUGUAAUGGUAUAGGGCAAAAUUGGGGUUUGUCCCAUAAUUUUAAUUAUAUAUGAGAUGUAUUUUUAUAAGGAGUGGAACUGCUGCCAUUAUGUUCAUCAUAUCAAGAUGUAUAUUUUAAUAUUUUCAUCUUGGUUGGAACUUGUGUUUAUAUAUGUUGGGGAAUGAGAUUUUGUAUUGUUGUAUCCCAUUCUCUAAUUUGCUGAAAAAAAUGAAUCAAUUAUAUUCAUUUUUUUA